AUAUGGCUAAAUGUUUUUCAAAUUGUCACUGUCAAAAUAAAUGUCGACAUUCAGAAUAUUAAAUUAAUACCUUGACAUUAUUUAGCUGGUCGACUAUGAUAUCAUUCAAAACAUGUCGAUUUCUACACUGAAAGUCAAAGUUUGUGUUGUUAAGACGCAGAAAAGUUAAUAUAUUAAAUUCAGCUACGACACAUUCGAAAUGUAUUGUUUACAAUGGUUGAUUCCCGUGCUUUUAAUUCCGAAACCUAUAAACCCGGCGUUGGUGAAUACACACGUCAUGUUUAUGGUGUUAUAUCUAAUCGGGUUUUUCUUAGAGAGGAAGCCGUGUACAGUGUGCAGUGUUGUCUUCCUAGCUGCCAUCAUUCUGUUCUGUUAUAGUGGUAUCGGCAAUUGCCUGUUUUGGGCGAGCCAAUGUGAAGGUGAGAAGUAUGACACUUAGCGCUUCCCGUAAAGAGUAAGCUCCAACGUGCUCAAAGUGCAAACAAGUGUUCCUGUAACCGAAAAAAAUUGUGUGACAAUGUAAAAUCAAAUAUCCAUUGGAUUUUAAUCAUUGCCACUUCUUAAAAUCCAUAAAAAAAAUCGAUACGAAAUAUGAUAUUUUUGUAAAUAAAAUGAAUUUUAUUUACAAUUUGUGGUGUAUGAAUAAGGGAGCCUGAUACUGACAUGUACUUAUGUAUUUCAUUUGUUGUUUUUAUUAAUUAUGUGAUCGCAAUGAUUAUAUGGUUAUUGUUAGUGAUAUCUGUUAUCAUAUUGUGAAUAAAUAUGUCGAAAUUUU
Molecule: messenger RNA, 775 nt
Organism: Nymphalis io (European peacock)
Lineage: Eukaryota; Metazoa; Arthropoda; Insecta; Lepidoptera; Nymphalidae
Gene: bc10
Product: bladder cancer-associated protein
Exons: 1
Coding region: 200-439 (79 amino acids)
Source: RefSeq, a predicted model, not a curated record